GUCGAGACUCAAGACCUCAGUUGGCGCUAAACUUUGCUUCGAGACGGUUGUUACCACGGAACUUAUAUUCGGAAGUUAACUUUUAGUUAGUGUGAUAGUGAAUAUAGUUUUGAAUUUAGUUCAAAAAUGUAUUAAUGAAAAUCAAUAUUUGUGUCUUUGUGGAGACAGCAGGAAUAAGCAAUAAGCUUAAAGCGAGAACUUUUGAAAUUUAAAGUUUAGAUAAAAGACAGAGGAUGGACAUCCCUCGGCCAUCAUGUGCCCUCCUUGUACUACUAUUGUCGUACUUCACACAACUUACAAUAUGCAUGAACUCAGGCAAGAUAAACUUCAGGGAGAAAGAGAAGCAGAUCCUGGACCAGAUCCUCGGGCCGGGUCGGUACGACGCGCGUAUCCGGCCCUCCGGGAUCAACGGAACUGGCGAUGCGCCAACGUUAGUACGUGUCAACAUGUAUCUCCGAUCCAUCAGCAAAAUAGAUGAUUACAAAAUGGAAUACUCUGUACAGUUGACCUUCAGGGAACAAUGGUUAGAUGAGAGACUCAAAUUCAAUAAUUUGGGAGGUCGUCUAAAAUACCUAACCUUGACGGAAGCGAACAGGGUAUGGAUGCCGGACCUGUUCUUCUCAAACGAGAAGGAGGGCCACUUCCACAAUAUCAUCAUGCCGAACGUGUACAUCAGGAUCUUCCCCAAUGGCACGGUGCUGUACAGCAUCCGCAUCUCUCUCACGCUCUCCUGCCCCAUGAACCUCAAGUUAUAUCCGCUGGAUAAGCAGACCUGCUCCUUGAGGAUGGCCAGUUAUGGCUGGACCACGGACGACUUGGUAUUCCUGUGGAAGGAGGGCGAUCCCGUACAGGUUGUGAAAAACCUUCAUCUGCCUCGAUUCACGUUAGAGAAAUUCCGUACUGAUUAUUGCAAUAGUAAAACUAAUACAGGUGAAUACAGUUGCCUGAAGGUCGACCUGCUGUUCAAACGCGAGUUCAGCUACUACCUGAUCCAGAUCUACAUUCCAUGCUGCAUGCUCGUCAUCGUGUCCUGGGUCUCCUUCUGGCUCGACCAGGGCGCGGUACCCGCCCGGGUUUCGCUUGGAGUGACCACGCUCCUCACCAUGGCUACUCAGUCAUCAGGCAUCAACGCUUCCCUCCCCCCGGUGUCUUAUACCAAAGCGAUCGACGUGUGGACCGGCGUUUGUCUCACGUUCGUGUUCGGGGCGUUGCUCGAGUUCGCGCUUGUGAACUAUGCCUCGCGUUCCGACAUGCACCGUGAGAACAUGAAGAAGACCAGGCGGGAGAUGGAAGCGGCCAGCAUGGAUGCCGCCUCUGAUCUUUUGGACACGGACAGCAACGCCACCUUCGCUAUGAAGCCGCUGGUGCGCGGGGGCAUCGACAACAAGAUGCGGCAAUGCGAGAUACACAUCAGCCAGCCCCGCAAGAACUGCUGCCGGCUCUGGAUGUCCAAGUUCCCCACCAGGUCCAAGAGGAUAGACGUCAUCUCCAGGAUCACCUUCCCGCUCGUCUUCGCCAUAUUCAACCUGGCUUACUGGUCGACAUACCUAUUCCGAGACGAGGAGGAGGAGAAGUGAUUCUCCGAGAGUCCGGAGUCGGGAGCGUGGCAGGUGGCGAAGCUGGCGGUGGCGGUGAUGGCGCCGUACGUGGUGUUCGGCGUCGCGUACUGGGUGUUCCUGCGCCGGUCGGAGCCCGCGCCCCCCGGCUACGCCACGCGAGUCCGCCCCUGACGUCCGCGAGACCCCCCGCCACCACCGCCGCACCCACCGGACACCCCUCCACCGAACACACAUUAGGCCUUGGACGAACCCGUUACCAGAAGCAUGCUCGGUUGUAGUUAGUGACGCGAACGGACCGAAGCAUUCUGUAGCGCCAUGUUCGGGCACCGUUCACUGUGAUUAGGACCUGUAGUGACGCGCUCGAUGCCCCGGUGUGAAUGUGAGUAUAUCUUUUACUAAGAUUUUCGAUAAUUUUUACCAAAACGAUAUCCUUGUAUGGUCGCUGUAAGUGUAGUCUGUAAGCCCACGUGACGUGUAAUAGUGGCUCAAGUGUCCUAGCCUAAUUCAAAUCGUUAGAUAUACAGUGUAAUGAACUAUCGAUUAGUGAAAUAGAGCUCAAUAUUCUAACUCGUUAGUGUUUAGAGUUAGACAGCUCACGUCAGGCCAGGCUCUUAGCCAGAAGGUUUGGGGGUCCCGUACUAGCGCGACCGGCGAGCCCCCGGCCGCCGUUCCUGACUCCGGGCCUGCACGAAAUGGCCUAGUUAUAUACCUAGUAGAUAUUUAUUGGAUUAAAUUGGUCUAUAAGACAGAAAGGAAUUUAUAAUACACAUAUACAUAAAUUUUAACAUUAAUUAUAGUGGACGUGGGGAUUCUCAUUGAAAACGCACACGCGAAGCCAGCGAAACGUUUUAUUGUAUUCAAAAUGUUUUAAACCUGUUAAAUAAAGGGAAAUAUUUUCGUAUUUUUACGGCAAUAUUAUUAUAUUAUUAUUUACUUAAUUAUUUAAGCCUAAAUUGUAUUUGUAACCGCGAUUACAAGGUCGACCUAUGCGACAUUGCCAAACCUUGCAAAAUGACUUUUAUGAUGAUUUUAAAAAGGAUAUCUUGAUAUGACACCAUCCAGACCAUAAUAAUUAACAAAUGAAUUAAACAUAACCUCAAAUAUUUUUUUACACAAGCCGAUCUUGUUCUCGCGGUCUUUUGUUCCUUCUGGCUUCUUUCUGCUCAAAGUCAGAACAAUUUCAAUGAGAAGUGUACAUAUUCGGGCCUACGUUUUACACCUGUGUCGCUCACUGUAUAGCAAUCGUAAAUUUAUAAUAGAAUUUUAAUAAUAAAUCGCGCAAUGUAACUUGGCCGCGUAAGUCACACACGGCAACGAUUUAUCGUACCGAUUUGUCGUACCGAUUUAUCGUACCGAUUUAACGUACCGAUUUAUCGGUACAGUCCGUUUGCGGAGUUUUAUCGAAUCUAUGACGUGUGACUGCCCUAUAUAUAGGGCAUAGUUGUGCAUGGCGAGCAUUAUACUAAUCGUCAAGCAUUGAUCUUCAAAGAAUAAAUAGAGAUAGAGGGUAAAGACCUUAGUGAAGUGACCACGAUUGUCAAAGAGUAUUUACUCUUAGAUAGAUACAGAGGGCAAAGAUCGAUAAAGUGACCAAUAAGCGGCCAAUUUAACUUGUGCGUAUUAUAAUCCAUUUCACUUGUAAAUAUAUUUUAACUGUCCGGUCUGUUCAUCACGACAAGCUUCUUUAGUGAGGCCGUAUGAAUCACAGUUUAGACAGUUGUGACAAGUCUAUAGUUAGUAAAGGCAUUUUACGUGUUCUAAAACAUUUUAAAACUCAAUUAGAUUAAUAUAGAUUAGUGUUUACAGUUGAACCAGUUAGUUAGUGUCAGUUUAUAAAUAUAUCGUGGCUGGGAUGCCAUUGAAUCUCCGUAAGGAGGAUAUAACUAAACCCGCAUUGGGCGCGUCAAAAUUUGCAUAAUCUGUGGAUCAAUCUGUCAAAAUGUGAUAAUUGUUUUGACAUAAUAAAUAAUACAUACAGCUACGAACCGAAAUGAGUAUUUCUCAAAAUAAAUGAACGCAACUAAAUAGUUCACGAAUUUUCCUAACUCUACUACCUUUUUAUUUAUUUGUUUUAAAACAUUCGUUUUAUUAAAUUAAAUAAAGAAUUAAUGCAUUAAGACAGGCAAAAAAAAUGAGAGAAAUAACUAAUAAUAUUUCAUCAAAAUAAUUUCGUUACUUUCAUUUAUUUAAUAACACCCAUUGAAAAGAUUAUUUACACGAUGCUAAACGGUUUUCUAAAGACGAGAAAUAUUUCAAAGAAAAUAAGUCGUUUCCAAAAUUAUAACCAGUCGUAUUACGGUCGGCAUGGAACGGUACUUUAUUACAUUAAGCUUUAGCCCAAUGUCGGUUAAAUAUAUUCACAAGUAUUAUAUUUCAACGUAAAAUAAGUUAAAUACAGGGCAUAGUGUAGACCUCGAUCCAAGAAGUAUGGUCCGAUGGACAGACUCUUUGGUGUUAAUUCGUAUAUCACUACCGCCGUGUUCGAUUACACUAGUUUUACUCCUGUCUUCGCACGUUGUCGAUAAUUCCUUUAUCUGUAAGGUAGGUUAUUUUUUUUCAGUAUAAAUUCAGCCUAAAAUAACCUGUCAGACUAUCAAGUUUAUACGAUUGGAUUUUCGAGCCAAUUCCAUCAAUACCUUUUAUAUUCUUGCAAACUUUGAAUAUCACUGGAAAUUUCAAAAGUAUUUCUUCUACCACGAAGGCCAUAUGGGUUGGUAACCUUUCUUUAAAGUGUGCAAAUAUUCUCAUAUAAUGUUCAAAAAUACAAUGUGUUAAUAUCAGACAUGCGCAAUUGGUUACCACUUUGAUAAUAUAUAAAGGGGACGCCUUGACUGAUCUUUCCUUUCUGCCAAAGUAUAAGAGCAUAUAUUCACACAUUUAUAAAACCGUUGUGCGUAACACAGGCAAGUGUUUAACAUUUAUUUAUGUUUGUGUCUCUAAUGACACAAAACAGUACCUAUAGUACUGAAACAGAUUUUUUUGCUCGCAGUAAUAAUUGGCUUGACAAAGAAGAGUAUACUCAACAGUGGAUUGAUACGGGCUGACGAGAUAGAUGUCUUUUCUAGAUGGUUUAAAGGAUAUCAGGUUCCCGUGCCAAUAUUCUCGCUUUCCCUAGACGAUCCUAUAUCUAAAUUGAUGAAGAUCCUCUAUUCUCUCCCAUAAGAUUUGCUCAUUUCUCUUCUCCGUCCUCUUAUUUGGUGACACUUUGUUACAAUAGAUUUUAAUAUAUAGUUUAAUUGGUAUGUUCGAAUUUAAUGUUAUGCGUAAAUGUAUGAUUUGAGAAGCAAUACUGCGAGUCGAUUUUCGGAACAUAGAAAGCAAGUCACAAAACACAUAAAUACAUUUAUAUCACAAAUUAAACUUGAGAAAUCAUUUUGCAUGUCAAUCUAUAUAGGUUCUGUAAGUUUCUGAAACCCAAACCUGGACAUGGGAUAACGUCUAAGAUUCUUGAUCGGUGAUUCCGGUGUAAAAAGGGUCUACAACGAGCGCUCUCGGAACAUAAAAUCAGCAGAAUUGCUUCUCAAAUAUAAGCUUUAUAUCCAUUUUAUUGUGUCCUUAUUUACCACGGGCUGUGACUGAAGGCGAACUUCAGAUAUGUUUAAACGGACAUGUAAUACGAAUAACCAAAUGUUGUCAAUGAUAGUGAGAUUUAUUUCGAUUAUAGCAGACUCCCGAUCAUCGUGUCCAGCGCAUUUUUGCGGGCAACUUUAAGAAGUCAAUUUGUAGUGCUACAUCAUAUACUUAACUGAAAGAGCCUGUGUUAAGGGAAUUAGUUAUGCUAGUUGCUUGAUAUUACGUAAUGAGCAUAACCAUCAAGUAAAUUAUUCAAUAGAAUUGCAAACAAAAUCUGUCCACGGAAAUAUUUUUACACAAUUACGCAAAAUUAAAUAUGCGUACAUAUUAAGUGGUUAGUAAUUUGUUUCAAUUAUUGAAAUUGAUUAAAAUUAUUAUUUUACGUGUAGUGCUAACACGCAUAUGAGACCCUAUUGUAAUGUCACUGAAAUCCGCAAUUGUCGCUUGACGCUAUGAUCGGAAGCCCACCUUAAAAAUUAGAUUAGGUUAUCCCACGCUUAUAAAACAAAAUGUCUACUUUGACUUAAAAAUAUUGUCCUUUGUAACUUAUUAAAUAUAGAUUAAUAUUAUGUAAUUCUGUAAACAAGCGAUGUUUUUCAACCAAAACUCAUCCUUCCGUAAUAUGUAUAGAUGCCAUUUGAAAACGAAGAUAGCAUUCGUUUGAAUAUUUCACAGGAACGGAUAAUAUCGAGAGGUAAAAAAUACAUUAUCUUCGUACUAUACAUAAUUCGGAAGUACAAUGAUGUCAAAAAUAUCUGUUAUAAUAUGUCAGAAUUAUAUUCUAUCUACGAGGAAAAUAAAUCGCAAAAUAAUGUAAGAAUCUCUUCAGCAAUCCCUAACUAAACUCGUACGGGCUUGCGGAAACACAGCUUCGUAGUCUCUUUCAUCAUGUUACCAACUAAAAAGUCGGCAAUUUAUUACCUUCGUCGUUAUUGAGCUAUGGAAAGGCUUGCUUCACACGUAUUCCUUCCUUAUUAUAAUACUAAGUCCUUUAAAAGAAGGACAAAGAAACAAUUAACGCCUGUGAGCUUAGAAUGUGGCAAAAAUACGACAUUUACUGUAAUUGGUCGAGAGACUAACACGUGACUGACGAAUUGGCCUCUCAACCAAUCACAAACAUGAAAAUGAAACGACACCGAUUUUCGUUUCUUAAAACAUUCUAAGGGGGCAGAUGCGCUUCAGGUAAAACUUUUUUCAUUCUUCAGUAAUAAACGCAAAUAUAAGUAAUUAAAAAUAAAAUAUAUAUCAUUCAAGAUAUUGACAUCUAUGAAUUAAAAUCAGCUCAAACUAUACAUUGAUUUAAAAGGCCUUAUAUCGUUUAACGUCAUCGCACAACCUGAGAAGCAUGGCAAUAAAAGGCCAGUGGCGAAGGGUGAAAUUUUUCAAAAGGUAACCCGAGGCAAAAAUAAUUGCCUUAGUUUACAUAUUGCGGACAGUUUAACAGCAAACAAAAAGUAAGACAAACGUAAAUGAACCAAAAAGGGAAGCCGGUAGGAAUCGGGUUGUAUGAACGCUUCGCCACUGUAAAAGGCUCAAUCGCACACUAUUCGAUAAGACGUGUUCCACCACUGCCACUGAUAGUGAAAUACAAGUGCUCUUCCAAAACACGAUAGCCCUUACAGGCACCAAACAUAGUGAGAAACCGCUGUGAUUACAUAAUUUACACUGUAGGUAUUUCGGUUUUACUCAAAUUGGAACUCGCGAAACACUAAAGAUUUUUUUAACUGACAGAUUGUCGGGCGAUUUGAAUAGUGAAUACCAACAAAAACAAAAUGGAUACCCAUUAUUCAAUCCACAAACAUUCAAAAGUGAUAGAAAUCGUUGAAAAAAUAUAUUUUAACUGCUAUAUAUAAAUCAAAAUAAAGAAGUAGCAUUUAAAAAUCGUAACGAAUUGCAAUAUCAAGUCUGCACGAGGGUCGUUUUUGCUCGCAGUUAAAAAUAUUUUACAACAUUAUAUAUUGAUUAUAUUAUUAAAUUUUCGUUUAUAUAUUUUGUGAUCCCGCUCCAAUUAAUUAACUCAACCGACCUUACAUAAAUCACUUCUCCACAUUGAAAGAUUAGUACUAUCGAUAAAGUGGAAUAAAUAUCGAUUACACACUAAUAUUCACUUUAAAGUCUUGUGCAAAGUACGAUCAUAUCCAACCCUACUAUAGAACUUAAACACAAAAAAUAAAACACAUUAAACACAAUACUUUAUUUAUAAAUCUUCAAUUUUUAAAUAUCCGCAAAAUAAAUUACUAUAAGUAUACAUUGUCCCUUCUAUAUUAGUUUUGUUACAGACGUCCGCAUCUCCGCAUUCGCAUCCGCGCGGAUGUUAUUGUGAUGAGUUCGUAUUGUCAAUUAGGUUGUAUAUAAUAGUUUUAUUGCGUUGUUUAUAUUUUUUUAUGCCCGCAUCCGCGUUGGCAUCCGCGGAUGUCAUGACAUCUGUAACGGACUACGUCAUUCAUUGUAAGUACUGGAUCGAUAUCAAUAUCAAUAUAUGCAAUGGGACUUAAUACACAUGUACCCAACUA
This is a messenger RNA of Manduca sexta (tobacco hornworm), 7645 nucleotides long. It is a transcript of the gene GluClalpha, whose product is annotated as glutamate-gated chloride channel. Gene Ontology annotation, biological process: signal transduction; nervous system process; regulation of membrane potential. Gene Ontology annotation, cellular component: membrane; synapse; neuron projection. The transcript is spliced from 11 exons. NCBI's taxonomy places the organism in Eukaryota, Metazoa, Arthropoda, Insecta, Lepidoptera, Sphingidae. Gene Ontology annotation, molecular function: chloride channel activity; neurotransmitter receptor activity; transmembrane signaling receptor activity. Bases 234 to 1577 code for a protein of 447 amino acids. The record is from RefSeq and is a predicted model, not a curated record.